GUUUGUAUUUGUGUUUGUGUUUGAGUUUGGGUUUGUUGGUUACAGUCUCCGUGUACGGCGGAGUGACCCAAAAUCCCACCAUUUGUCCUCAGAAACCCAAAUAAUCAAAAAAAGAAAAGAGAGAGAGAAGAAAAAAAAGCCAUUGUUGGUUUACUUUCUCAAGGUGCUUAUUCCAAGUAAUGAAACACUAUCCAGGCAUCUCUCUCCUCCCUUCCAAAACAAGAUGAAUCAGCACAUUCCAUUUUCUACCAGAAAAGUCUGUCGGCUAAUUCUUAUUAAAUUAAAACGCAGUUCUGUCUAGUCCAUGGAAGGCUCUAUUGCUGCUGCUGCUGCUUCUUCCUUCUUGGAAAAAGUCUUCAGUCCACGCAUGCCCCAAUUUUGUGCCGCCCCGAUUGUUUUGUUUCUUAUAUUAACUUCCUCCGCCUGCGCCAUUUCCUCCUUAACUUAACUUCUCCGCGAAAGAUUCCUCUAUUCAACGUAAAAUCAUCAACAGGGGAAAGAAGAAGCAGAAAUUUUGAAGGCUUCAGAUGGGCGAAUCCGCAGUUGUUGCGGCAGCAGCCGUGUCCGUCGGAGUUGUUACGUUCUUGCUGACUAGUUUGCACUUCUGGAGGCGGCGGCGGCGGCGGCGCCUUGUUGUUGCAGAAACCGUCGAGACAAUACAGAGUGUUGAGAAUUCACAACAAUCUGGUUUUGCGACCGCGAAGCUUCAUCGCCAAACAGAAUCUGACGGCAAAAAACGACUCAGUAAUUUUGUUUACCCUCGUGGGGUUUCUCAAAAACCUCUGUUCAGUUGGGACGACAACCCUUCGCUGGUAAACGACGCGGUGGAAAAUGGUUGGACUCAAUUCGCUUUUACGGGAUAUAUGUCAUCGUCUCCGUCCUCGAGAUCCCGAUUGCUGGGUUUGUGUUCGGCCGGCGAAGUCGAGAAGGAGAUCGCGGCAGAGAUUAGCUGGGAAGUGAGUCAGGGAUCGGCGGAUUUUAUGCAGAAGAUUAGGCUUAAUUCUGGGUUUAACAAUACGAUUAACAACGCAAUCUCUCCUUCUACCCCUGCUUCCUCUGUAAUCAGAACUGCUCUGCCAUUACCGGGACCUCCCCUGGCAUCUUUCCCGCAAGAAGCGUAUUUCGAGAUCACGAUUUUGCAUAUCUCCGGGGAUGACAAUGAACCCACCGGAACGGCGAAAGAAGGCGAGAGACUUAAACUGAUACCCGAGAAUCACAUCUCCAAGACUAGCUCCGAGUCUCUGGCCUAUUUUACACCUAACAACAAAGUAAGCAACGUUGAGGAAACCAAGCUCAAUGGAAAAGGCGAGGAAGAGGAAUCCGUUGAAGAUGUAAUUUUAUCCAUUGGACUCAGUUCCGGCGGCUCUGCCCCAUCCAAACUUCCCGGCAGCUAUCCCGGUAGCAUUGGAUUCAACUCCAAUGGCUCAGUCUAUCUCGAUGGAAUCAAAUUAGUGUUUGAAUCUGAGAAAGAAGACUGGGGAAGAUCCGAGAAGGUGAUCGGAUGUGGGUUCGAUCCGAAACAGAAGAAGGUGUUCUUCACGGUGGAUUCUGAAGUGGUGCACGUGAUCCAUGGCAAGUCAGAGGAAUUCGGAAGCCCACUGUAUCCAACACUGGCGGCCAACGCCGACGUUACGGUUCUGGUAAAUUUGGGGCAAAGCGUGUUCAAGUACAUGCCGGCCCAAAGAACCCCAAAUCCUUGCUUUGUGAGCCCUCUCGUAAAUGCCGCCGGUGGUUCCCAUGGAAAUGGCUACGAAGAUAGCAGAGAGCUGUUCUCCAUGGGAAUGAUCGAUUCCCAAUGGUCUAAUCGGACCACUCCUAGACCCAACAACAAUCUUGUUGUUGACAAUCGAGACAUGGACGGCGACGAUGAGUCGUCCUAUGAAAUUGAACUUUUUGAAAUUGUCGUUGAAGAUUCGCAACAAAAGGCAAGUAAAAUGUAAACAGUGCGAAAUUGCCAAUUUCUUCUGGGUUUCUUUAUUUUUUGUUUCUCUCAGCCAAUCCCGGAGACGGUGAGUGUUGAUAGAAUACCAGUAAAACUGAGAUUGAAUUAUCCAAGGCCACAAGAAAAGCACUGAAAAUGUAGUUGAGGAAAUCAAUGUAUUGAAUUUUCAUUCUUUUAAUUAUUCAUCUCUACAUCUCCGCCGAGUUGGGCUUUUGAUCGUCCUACUGCCGCCUUCUAUGGGAUCCAAUUUUAUAGCAAUGAAAAUCA
Messenger RNA from Momordica charantia (bitter melon), 2209 nucleotides. RefSeq lists its product as uncharacterized. Gene Ontology annotation, molecular function: protein binding. The record is from RefSeq and is a predicted model, not a curated record. NCBI's taxonomy places the organism in Eukaryota, Viridiplantae, Streptophyta, Magnoliopsida, Cucurbitales, Cucurbitaceae.